Messenger RNA from Cuscuta europaea, 1801 nucleotides. The record is from the annotation of a GenBank genome assembly. Lineage: Eukaryota; Viridiplantae; Streptophyta; Magnoliopsida; Solanales; Convolvulaceae.
AUUUAAAAACAAAUGACAUCCUCUAAGCUCGAGCUUAGAGCAGUAGUAAUUCCAUUUUAAAAACUAGCAAGAAAUGUAACGACGAAUAGUGUUUACUGUCUACGAAUUUAACCCAAUCUCCUCGGUAACCUCGCGCUUCGUCUUCUUCUUCCUCUGUCUCAGAUGCCGAGGCAAAAAGAACCGAGUAGAGUUCGGCAUUUUAUACAUUCAUUUUAAGAUAGUCCAUUUGGGGUAUACCAGGCAACGGUCCUUUCCUUGUAGCUCGCCGCAUCGUCUGCUCACUGUCAUUCACUCUCCGCUUCUGUUAAUAAGAACUAAAAUGGAACAGCAUAUGGAUCCUCACACAGGGAGAAAUGCUAAGAUUCACAUUACCAGUUCUAUCCGGAGUUCCUUGGAUAUCAUGAAGAGCGAACCAAAUGAUGUUGAGGGUACUUCCCCUGUGGUUUGUGAGUCCGCUCUUCAAAAUCCCAAAAACACUAAUUCUGGAGGAGAACAAGUUGAUACUUGUACAGAGGAUGACGAGCAUGAAAAUGUUCAAAACCAGUUGGUGCUGUAUGAUCCUUCUGUUAAUGGAGAACCUGUUACUGAUCAGCCAGUUUCUCCAAGUUUACGAAAGGUGUUAUUUCCUAAUCACUCAUCCUAUGCACAGAGGGUUUUGCCAUCGGUAGGAGCUUUCACUGUUCAAUGCGCAAACUGUUUUAAAUGGAGGCUUAUCCCAACCAAGGAAAAAUAUGAGGAGAUAAGGGAACACAUACUGGAAGAUCCUUUCUUUUGUGAAACAGCCCGCGAGUGGAGGCCUGAGAUAUCAUGUGAUGAUCCGCCUGAUCUUACUCAGGAUGACAGUAGGCUUUGGGCGAUUGAUAAACCAAAUAUUUCACAGCCUCCUCCUGGCUGGGAAAGGCUUUUGAGAAUUAGGGGUGAAGGUGGCUACAAGUUUGCGGAUGUGUAUUACGUUGCGCCAUCAGGAAAGAGAUUACGUUCCAUGGUCGAAAUUCAAAAGUAUUUGGAUGAACACCCAGUGUACGUAGCUGAGGGUGUUAAAAUGUCUCAAUUUUCAUUUCUGAUUCCAAAACCCCUACAGAAAGACUAUGUGAAAAAACGUACGCAUCACUCAACACCUUCACUUGAGGACACCACUCCUCAGAUAGCAGGAUUACUAGAGUCUUCUGAAGUUAAAUCAAUCACAUGGGUGGGUUCAGAUGAGGAGGAUACAGACUUGCGGCUGGGUGGACCGCUGCUCUCUAAUGCCCCUGACCCCUCUGAACCUUUGAGUUUAUCAUCAUCGUCAAUGAAGAAGAAGAAGAAGAAAAGGAAAAUACCUUCUGAAUUCAUGCCUGUUAGUUUUGACUAUUAGUAAUUUGAUCACAAGAGUUUCCGCUUCUCGAGCAGUGGCACCUCAAGCCUUCUCGAAAUGAAAUCCCCUUUUUGUUUUGCUUCCUCUGGAUUCAAUAUGCUAUUGAAGUAUUGAACAUCUUGGUACCACGUGUGACUGAUUGAUCCUUUCAUUGUGUUUUUUGGUGUGGGAAGGUGGAAAGAAUGUUGCCAUUGUACGGAGCAGUAGGUUGAAUUAGGGGUAUCUAGUAGACAUGUAGUGUUAUUAGAUAAUUAGAAUGAUGAAGCUCCCAUCUAUGUGAAGAUAUGUACAAAUUAAUCAUCAUCAUUACCUUAACUUCUUGAUGUGCAAAAAGAAUAGUACGUGUGUUUUUCUUCCCAAUCCGUGUUAGAUGCCUACCCUUUCUAUUACAAGCUCUUACCUCAGUUAGCUGUAAAAAUGGUCUCAUCUCUAUUUCGUUUUGUUACU